Prorocentrum cordatum is the source of this 1025-nucleotide messenger RNA. NCBI's taxonomy places the organism in Eukaryota, Dinophyceae, Prorocentrales, Prorocentraceae. The record is from the annotation of a GenBank genome assembly.
ACGCGGCGCAGCUCGCCGCCUCUGCGCCGAGCUUCACGGUCAUCCUCAGCGGGAACAUCAGCGGCGUGCAGGUUGUCUUGUGGGGGUGCAUUGCCGUGCUCAUUUCCAUCCUGGCGAUGUCUGCCAUUUUCCUGUCGCUGCAGUACCAGCGCCAGAGCCCCCACGGGGACGCCGUGAGCCGGCAGGUCAUGUCCGACCCCAUGCAUGGGCUACUCGAGUCGCGGGGCAGGCGAGGCGUCAGCCACAGCGAUGCGGGGAGCGUCAUCUCGAACGCGCAGCGCUCGGCCGCCAAAUCCUGCACAUCCCUGGCCACGUCGAACGCCCUGUCCAGCUGCGAGAGGAUCUCGACGACCAGCACCUACCGCACCCAAGGCGUUGCCUCGAUGCUGCCGGGCCUGCCGCUGUGCCCGCUGCUGAUCGUACCCGAGGGCACCCGGCUCGCCUGCAUCGUGCAGAACGACCUCCGGCGCCGCAAGCAGGAGCUCUGCUUCGACAUCGGCGCGGUGCCCGCGCGAGGGGGCGCGCCUCUCUUCCGGGUGCGCGUGUCCGAGCUCAGCACCGAGGCCCCUGGCAUCUACGUGGAGACGCUCAGCGGGCGCGAGCAACUGGCGGUCCUCUCCACCGCGGAGCUGUGGCGCGGUGCCGAGAAUCCUUCACUGAGCAUCUCGCGCCCGUGGGGCCUGCCGUACGGCACGAUCCAGAAGGGCGAGAACGGGGAGUAUCGGGCGGCCUUCGUGCCCACGGCGCGGGUGGCGGACCACGUCAUGCGGGGCAACUCCACCCUGCUGGUCAUCGGGGGCGACUUCGAGAACCACAGCAUCCGGGUGAGGAACUCGAGCGACAACACCGUGGCGACGGUCAUGCAGGCCUCCCCGGAGGAGUACCAGGUGCUCAAGCGAUACCCAGUCCGAGGUCCCGCACCACGGUAUAUGGGGCGCGAUGGACACGGUUGGUCUACCAAGUGGAGUGGCAAGCAGUGGUCGCAGUGGACCAACACCAACCUGUCCAAGGCGAGAUGGACAUGA